Gigantopelta aegis is the source of this 1017-nucleotide messenger RNA. RefSeq lists its product as uncharacterized. NCBI's taxonomy places the organism in Eukaryota, Metazoa, Mollusca, Gastropoda, Neomphalida, Peltospiridae. The transcript has a single exon. The record is from RefSeq and is a predicted model, not a curated record. Bases 1 to 1017 code for a protein of 338 amino acids.
AUGAAUGCUGCUCGUAGGCUGAGACUUCUGCAGCAGGUUGCUCUCAUGGAAAUGGAAGAAGAAGAAGAAGACCGUCUGUUUGCCAAUUAUUAUUUGAACAGAAGGGCACUGCGACCCGGUAGAAAUAGAAGAUACUUGGUCAAGCCCUGGAUAUCCAGAAGGGAGCACCUCGGCCAGUAUGGCACAUUGAUGAGGGAGCUGAGAGAAGAAGAUCCAGAAGCUUUCAUCAACUACAUGAGGCUGCCCAUAGAACUGUACGAUGAAGUCCUGGCUCGGAUCACACCCCGCAUCACCAAACAAGAUACCUGGUGGAGGCAAGCCCUUGAUCCAGGACUGAAGUUUGCCUGUACCAUGAGGCAUCUGGCAUCCGGCGACAGUUACAGCAGCAUAAAGUGGGACUUCAGGGUUCCCAGUAACACCAUGUCAAUGUUUGUCCCUGAAGUCUGCCAAGCCAUCAUUGAUGAGUACGCUUCAGAGGUAAUCGCCUGCCCCACUACCCCAGCGGAGUGGAAGGAAAUCGCAAAUGAAUUUCUACGCAGAUGGAACUUCCGACAUGCGUGUGGUGCAUUGGACGGAAAGCACGUUGCGUGCAAGUGCCCACCAAAUACCGGAUCUACCUAUCAUAACUACGAGGGCUUCUUCUCCAUAGUCCUGAUGGCCUUCGUAGAUGCGGACUAUAAAUUUAUCUGGCUUGAUGUUGGGCCAGAUGGAGCAGCUUCAGACGCACAAAUAUACAACCAGUGUGAGCUGAAAGAAGUCCUGCAGAACAAGACCAUUGGCUUUACUGAUCCUGAGCCACUUCCUGGAGAUGACAGGAAUAUGCCAUACUUCUUUGUUGCUGACAAUGCCUUUCAACUGAGAACUGACAUGAUGAAGCCUUUUCCUUUCCGUAACAUGACAGUAGAAGAAAGGAUCUGCAACUACAGGCUGUCAAGAGCACGCAGAGUUGUGGAAAAUGCGUUUGGCAUAUUGGCUCAGAGAUUUCAAAUACUGUUGCCUAAAGCUCGUGACAAGUGA